AACGUUUCUUAUUUCUUAUCAUUUAUCAUCGUCACCAAUAGCCAACUUGUCGGUGGGAGGGCAACGAAAACUUUUUCGCGACGUUCGCAACAUUUAUCGACAUCGACACGGGCUCGACUCGAUCGAAAUACGGCAAAAAUACGUUGCGCCAACUACGUGUUUUACAAUUCCCCAACUUUUUUAACGUGUCCCUGUUCCCCGUGUAGAAAAAUAAACGAGCCAGCUCGAAACAAAUGCCGCUACGUUUCCGAAACGUGGCCCGGCCCCAAGAAUCGGCGUGGCGCUUGUCGAUUUGACUUCCAAAUAGGGCUGUAGGACUCGAGAUCACGUUCCAGGGACACCGGUUUUCGAGGCAGUCAGUCGUCUGGUAGCAACGAGCGACAACGAAUCCAUGCGAAGUGAAUUUUAACGCGAUUCCGCUCUCGACAACUUUCCUUUCGCGCUCGUGCUAACUUUCUAACACCUCCCCACCACCCCCUCUGUGCUUUGAUACUCGUUCCUUGCAUUCUCCCUCCCUUUUUUUCUUUUAUUCGCGCAUUUUUUUUCUUUUAUUUUCCUUUUUUUCUUUUUUUUUUUUUUUUUCUUCCGCCGUUCUUGUUCUCUUAUCGCGACAUUGAUAAAUGAUCCACCUCUCGCGCGUUGAGAGAAUGGCGCACGCGACUAAACGAAAGAAAUAUUAAGGGAACAACGAGCUACGCCCUCCAUUCUUCGAGUUUUUCUUCUCGUUACGAAGCCAAGAACAAUGGAGAGCAAUCUUGCGAGAGAGUUGUGGGCAGCUUACGCCUGGUGGUCGUGCGUUCUCGUUCUGAAGAUGAACGCCUUGACUUGGUUCACUGGGCGAAUUCGAGCGACCAGACAGGUGAUCCACAGCGAGGAGGAUAGAAGAUGGUUGAAAGGUACCGAUAUAAUUUUAUGCCCGACAGGAGGCGGACACGUGGACGUGGAUCGCAUUCGAAAUGCACAUCAACAUGAUCUCGAAAUCGUGGUCCCUUAUCUGUUAAUUGCACCGAUAUGGUUGAACACGUCACCGUUGUUUCCUCUAGCUAGAAUGAUUUUGCCCGCUUUUGCAACAGUCAGCAUAUCGUACACGCUGCUCCACAUGAGAAUCGUGAACGUGCAUCGUUAUUGUAAAAUUGUUCUGUCCGCUUUGGAACUUUUCCUUUUAAUAUAUAUGUCUGUUACCUCUCUUAUUCAUUACGCAUGAUUUGUAAAAAUAUAUACUCUUAGAAAUACAUUUUCAUAUUAUAUAAGCAAGCUGUCUAUCCUUUAUAAAUGAAAAGCUAUGAUUUAUUAAUUAUGAAUAAAAAAAAUGCUGAACGAAGAAGUGAAAA
This is a messenger RNA of Apis florea (little honeybee), 1331 nucleotides long. RefSeq lists its product as uncharacterized. Gene Ontology annotation, cellular component: membrane. NCBI's taxonomy places the organism in Eukaryota, Metazoa, Arthropoda, Insecta, Hymenoptera, Apidae. The record is from RefSeq and is a predicted model, not a curated record.